Messenger RNA from Pseudogymnoascus verrucosus, 675 nucleotides. RefSeq lists its product as uncharacterized. NCBI's taxonomy places the organism in Eukaryota, Fungi, Ascomycota, Leotiomycetes, Thelebolales, Thelebolaceae. The record is from RefSeq and is a predicted model, not a curated record. Bases 1 to 675 code for a protein of 224 amino acids. The transcript has a single exon.
AUGGCCCAGAGUCUGGUCGACGACCUCCUUGGAGCAGUAUCAAAAGAAGGUGCCGUCUUGUCUGCGGUCUACGACCAGCUCCAAACGCUCGCAAGAGACUUCCCAUCCAUGAACGUAGGUCAGGUACUUCAGCGUGUGGCUGGGAUCAUAGUUGAUGGGGUACUAUCGAGCGUGCAAGUCGUGGUGGAUGCUCUGCUUAAGGUACUGGUAGAGGUGGCUAGUGCGACCAUUGGAAUCUUGGAGGCGAAGCUCCACAUACCCAUAAUCUCGGAUAUACUCAAUGAACUGGGCAUUCCGGACGUUUCCUUCCUCGAUUUAUUUCUCUGGAUUGCUUCUGUGGGGUAUACGGUUGUGUACAAGAUCGCGAAGGGUUCUGCGCCUUUUCCGGACAACGAUGGGACUGCCAAGUUGAUUUCAGCGCCUGACUGGAGUAGCCUUGCCGCUCUUUUCCACCCUACAGUACCAGUCUCGAGAAUGGCAGUGACUACACCUCUACACACAUCCUCGUUCAUCGGUGACCAAGCAGACCCUGUCAAGCCUGCGAGCACCGAAGACUCAGAUGAUUUUUACAAGCAUUCCGUUUAUGUUGCAGGCCAUGGCAUUGCAGGUUUUCUCUCCUCCAUCGGCUUGCUUGAUCCUUGUCGUCCCAGAGGCCACGCAGGAUACAAGCGAUAG